GCUGGCGUGGAGUAAGGAUGGACGCUUGGGAAAUCUUUGGAGGGGGAUGAGAUGUGUGAGAACCCAGGGUGGAAGCCAGUGCAUUGGGUGCGUGGUUCUGCACUGGGAAUGCUGGCAGGCUUCUAGGAGCUGGGUUGAGUGACCUUGGGCUGGUGCCCUCACUUCCUGGAGGCUGUCUGGUCACCAGCCUAAGGACUGGAUGUGUUGAGUGCCUGGCAGAGGCUGAGUCUGCGCUAAGUGUCAGCUGUGACCACGAGAGGCUGAAUGGCGAGGCAGGCCGUUCUCCCGGCGCCGCCCGGGCAUGGCCAUGGCCCGUGACUCUCUCUUUAAAGUUUCAUUUUACUCCCUUCGUUUCGGAGGUCAGACAGGGCCUCAAAGUCAAAGGAUGCGAAGGGUACUCAGAGAAAGUGAGUCUUCUCUCAGCCUCUCCUCCAGCCGCCAGUGACGAUGAGUCAUGGCUGUUCCCUGGGCCGGGCCAAGGUGCAGAUGGAGCCAAACUCCAUCCACCCCCCACCGCCAGGGCCCCGCCGGCUGUGUGCCUAUAAGGGGGGCCCUUCUCCUGAGUGUCCAGAGGCACGCUGUGGGCGAGCAGGUGUGGAAGGAGGUGGAGGCAGGAGAGUGGGGGGCUUAUGAUGAAUUGAUCUUUUUUCCCCACCCCACCCCCAACUUUUCCGGGCCUGCUCCCCCGCCAGAGAGGAAGAUGGGGACCCAGCGCGCGCUCGCCUUCCUCCUGCUCUUCCUGGUCGCCUCGGGGGCCUCCGAGAACUCCAGCACGUCCCGGGGCUGCGGGCUGGACCUCCUCCCGCAGUACGUGUCCCUGUGCGACCUGGACACCAUCUGGGGCAUCGUGGUGGAGGCGGUGGCCGGCGCGGGCGCCCUGAUCACGCUGCUCCUGAUGCUCAUCCUGCUGGUGCGGCUGCCGUUCAUCAAGGACAAGGAGAAGAAGGACCCGGUGGGCCUGCACUUCCUCUUCCUGCUGGGGACGCUGGGCCUGUUCGGGCUGACCUUCGCCUUCAUCAUCCGCGAGGACGAGGCGCUGUGCGCGGUGCGCCGCUUCCUGUGGGGCGUGCUCUUCGCGCUCUGCUUCGCCUGCCUGCUGAGCCAGGCGUGGCGCGUGCGGCGGCUGGUGCGGCGCGGCAAGGGCCCGUCGGGCCGGCAGCUGGUGGGCCUGGCGCUGUGCCUGAUGCUCGUGCAGGUCAUCAUCGCGGCGGAGUGGCUGGUGCUCACGGUGCUGCGGGACGCCAGGCCGGCCUGCGCCUACGAGCCCAUGGACUUCGCCAUGGCGCUCAUCUACGACAUGGUGCUGCUGGCGGCCGCGCUGGGGCUGGCGCUCUUCACGCUGUGCGGCAAGUUCCAGAAGUGGAAGCAGAACGGCGCCUGCCUGCUGGUCACCGCCUUCCUGUCCGUGCUCAUCUGGGUGGCCUGGAUGACCAUGUACCUCUUCGGCAACGCCGAGCUGCGGCGGGGGGACGCCUGGGGCGACCCCACCCUGGCCAUCGCGCUCGUGGCCAGCGGCUGGGUCUUCGUCAUCUUCCACGCCAUCCCCGAGAUCCACUGCGCCAUCCUGCCCGCCCCGCAGGACAGCGCGCCCAACUACUUCGACACGCCGCAGCCGAGGAUGCGGGAGACGGCCUUCGAGGAGGACCUGCAGCUGCCGCGCACCUACAUGGAAAACAAAGCCUUCUCCAUGGACGAGCACAACGCAGCUCUCCGGACAGCAGGGUUCCGCAAUGGCAGUUUGGGAAACAGGCCCAGCGCUCCUUUCAGAAGCAACGUGUAUCAGCCAACUGAGAUGGCCGUUGUGCUGAACGGCGGGACCAUCCCAACUGCUCCACCAAGUUACACUGGAAGACACCUCUGGUGAAAGACUAAAAGAUCCAGAGAACUCUUACCGAUUUUAUUUCCUGGCUGUCUUUCUUGAGGGAGAAAUCAGUAACAGUAGCCGAACAAGGCCACCUCACAGCCAGGAGAUUUGGAAAUCCUAGACGAGGGGAUUUUGUAUAAAUGUGAACACUGCUGACCUGAAAAGCUAACACCGACUGCCCUCCCUGCUCCACGCACGCACGCACACGCGGGCGCGCACACACGCACAGUACCAAACCAACCUCAGUCCCCCAAAACUAGAGCAAAGCUAAUUGCAAAUAGUGUUAGGCUCACUCGGAACACGGCCAGGAAGACUGUUUCACCCUCGGAGGGUAGAGCAGAACCACGUUCCCAGCCGGUGUGCCGGGCUGCUGUGGUUGAACGUGGAGGUGCCCACGCCCCAUAGCAUCGCCCUCCUCAGGCCCCAGGCCUCUUGGAGAUGACUGUUGCCUUGAGGGGGACCCCGGGGGGCUCUUCCUCCUGCCUGCACAUUUCACAGGGGUCAGGAGGUUGUGGGUGUGAUUCCAAGGAGAGGCCCAAUUGAAUCAUGGGGUGAGCUUUCCAACCAGUAGCGGCGGAGGGAUGCUCUCCUGUGCCAAAGAGGAGGUGCUGUCUGGGAGUUGAAGUGACCAUCACAUUUAGAAAGUGGUGACCAACCACUGUUCCUUCUACGGGCCUGUGAACUAGUGUCUAUGGCAGGAAGUCAGGCCGGUUCCUUCCCUGGUGUUGCCAUAGCAACACUCCGGCUUGGGGUAGCAGUGUCUUCCCUCGGUCAUCUCCCUCCGAGCCCUCUCCCAGUUUCAUCCCCACUCAUUUCAAAGGCUCACAUGGGCCCCCAGCCCAAAGGCCCCGGGUUGGCAGGCGCCUGCGCAGGUCCCAGAUGGGGCACACACAGGGCAGGCCUGGUGCCCCCAGGAUGGAGGGCGCUGCUGCCCAGCGUGCAGUGAGUUCUUGGGCUUUAACGUUGAUGUCAUGACGUUCUGGGGCUUUCUUGCUGCGUUUAGAGGGAGUGGGAUACAUUUUUGACCUGGUGUUUUUCCUGCAAGUUCCAUGAGAAUGGUUUGACCCUUCCAAGCCCAUUGUUCCGCCAUGGUUUCCAUCUGUGCUCAGCCAGUCAUUCCUCGGUUCUUUGGCAUCUCCGCCGGCUCGCCCGCGCCUUUUCUGCACUGCUUGGCCAGCGUAGUCCCUGCCGAGUGGAAGCGGGGCCCCCCGGCAGCGUGGCCUGCACAAGGAGGGCGGGGCCGUCUGCACACACUCGAAUCACUAUACGCUUUUUUCUAUAAAACCCACAGGCCUUUAACCUUUUACAGAAAACGAGAAGGGUUAGUGUUUGGUGAGGGGGAGCUGACCUCUUCAUAAGCCAAUGUGUCCGAGCUGAGUAUGUUUAAUAAACCUUCUGACUUUUCUCGAGGCCUAGUCUCUGCUGUGUCCUGUCCUCGCCCGCCCGCCCCACCCUUGCAGAGCACUGGGGUAACCAGGCCACCGGCCAGCCCUGUGUGGCCCUCCUUCUGGUUUUCUGUCCUGCUAGCUCAUUUCUCGUCACCACGCAUGGGGAGGGGGAGCAUGGCAGCGGGGUGCCGCCUGCCCUGCCCAGAGCACGCGCCUGCUUCUAGAAGACCUAGGCCCAGGCCUCUGCGACAGGAGCGUCAGCGGGUGCACUGGAACUUGGGGUGGGAGGGAAAGAAGUCAGCGCCUGGGUGGGGGUGGAGGCAGUUGCAUGCAGACCCAGAAUUCUCAAAACAUAAAAAUCUUCGAACACCCGUGUCCAGGCCAGUGAGAACGGACUGCAUUACACAUUCUUGUGCCAGGAAACGGUCGCUCACCCCCGAUCCCUGGAGUCCUUCGGAGCUCCCUGAUCCCAUCUGUGACUUGGUCUGCAAGAGCUCCUUGCAGAAGAGAGUAAUUCACCACCAUUGUCUAGGUUCCUGGUGGCCCGGGCACGUGGGGUGCGCUCACAUCCACGGCUGCGGGGGAAUAUAGCCUUUCACCACCACACACGUGGAACCAGCUUCGUGUCACGGGGAGCCUCCCGUAAUGAGACCUUUUUUCUUCCUUUUCUUCUUAAACAUCUGAUAUUUAUUGUGCUCUGGGUUUCGUUUUAUUUUGGCUCUAAGAUCGAGAGUGGGCUGAAUGCCCUCCCGCUGGGAGCGGAGCUGGGGAGUGAAGGGAGAGCGCAGAGAACUGUUAUUUUUCUAACGAUUCACCAGAAGGGUACAAAGAGACAUCUUUGCCAACAGACUGGCAGCCAACUGCCCCCACAGAAGAAAGUUUAAAUACAAAAUUAAAUGGCACCUCUGUUUAAGAUCUGUUUAUGUCAAGGAGCCUUGCUGGGGAAGAUGAUCUGGAAGGGGAGCGACUGUGAUAAAAAUACCUAAUUGUAAGCACAAACCUUGCCAUGUCCGCUUAUUAAAACCACCCUGGGACUAUAACAGCCACUCUUGUCUCCCCCUUCAUGGAAAAUGGUGAUUAUAUGCUCGGUUUCUCCACUGGAGAUGGGGGGGCGGGCAGAUUGGAGAACUGGCAGGCAAGUUGGGAAGCUGCGUGUGUCCCCAGGGUCUCAGGUUCUAUGGUUGAAAGCUGGGUGCCAGUGCUUCCGGCACCGACUCCCUCGGGGACACUGGACAGCAUCCACGUAGGAUGGUCUCCCAGGCUGGCCAACGCUGAGUUGAACCCCAAGCUGAAAGGGAGCAUUGUGGCUUUUAUAGUGCAAUGAUGCAGUGAUUAUACCAGCUCACAGGCGUUCUCAGUGGGUGCUUUUUAUUAACUGAAAAGAACUAUGGCUCACUUUUGACAGGUAAUAUGUAUUUGUUAAAUGUAUUGAUGUGUGUUUUAUAAUGUGCCUUCAUCCUGCCCUGGCUGUCGCACACUUAUAAGAAAAAACCAUUAAAGAAAUUUCAAGACAACCAAUGCAUACUAAACAUGACUGUAUGUAAAUACUACAAAUUGAAAAGGUUGUAAAGCAUCGGCAGAUGGAUUUUAUUUUCAAAAUGCUGUUCUUAACACAAAAAUAAAGGCUUUACUAUUUA
Molecule: messenger RNA, 4889 nt
Organism: Miniopterus natalensis
Lineage: Eukaryota; Metazoa; Chordata; Mammalia; Chiroptera; Miniopteridae
Source: RefSeq, a predicted model, not a curated record